AUGUUAAUCCACUGUAAACUGGUAAUACUGAUACUCGUGCUGAGUGUUGAUGGCCAAGUUCUUUUAAGGGAAAUCUUUGGUGGUCACGAGGUUGUGCCACAUAGCAGGCCAUACAUGGUGCUUUUGGAACUGCACAUGCUGCAUGGUUUAACAAACUAUUGCGGUGGCUUCCUUCUGAAUGAGGAUUCUGUGAUGACUGCAGCCCACUGCAAAGCCAGGUUCUACACAGUCUUACUGGGAGUUCACAAUGUCCAUAACAGUGGUGAAGUACAGCGCGUAUCUGUGGACCAAACAUUUCCACAUAAAGACUUCAAUUCAACAUUGUUAAAAAAUGACAUCAUGCUCCUUAAGUUGAACUCCAAGGCAAAAUUCAGCAAAAAUGUGAGACCCAUUGCUCUCGCAGGUCAAGAUGAUGGCUCUCUCCCAAAAUCAUGUAGAGCCUCUGGCUGGGGAAAAACUGACAGGAACCACAAAUAUAUGUCACAUGUACUCAGGGAGGUCAACGUAACACUCACUGACAGUGAGAAGUGUCGUAAGGACAACUUGUACUGCUCUGAGGGAGAGACUGGACCGGCUGAGGGAGACUCUGGUGGCCCAUUGGUCUGUGAAGAUGGGAAGGCAUACGGCGUGGUGUCCUCCGUCCUCAAACCAAAGUCAGGUGGCCCGUUGAUCCAUGGUUUCACUUAG
Molecule: messenger RNA, 687 nt
Organism: Micropterus dolomieu (smallmouth bass)
Lineage: Eukaryota; Metazoa; Chordata; Actinopteri; Centrarchiformes; Centrarchidae
Product: granzyme G-like
Exons: 5
Coding region: 1-687 (228 amino acids)
Biological process (GO): proteolysis
Molecular function (GO): serine-type endopeptidase activity
Source: RefSeq, a predicted model, not a curated record